CUACCUCCUCCAGCCUCUCCUCCUCCAUCUCCUCCACUACCUCCUCCAUCUCCUCCAGUCUCUCCUCCUCCAUCUCCUCCUCUACCUCCUCCAUCUCCUCCAGCCUCUCCUCCUCCAUCUCCUCCUCUACCUCCUCCAUCUCCUCCAGCCUCUCCUCCUCCAUCUCCUCCUCUACCUCCUCCAUCCCCUCCAGCCUCUCCUCCUCCAUCUCCUCCAGCUCCUCUUGUACCUCCUCCAUCUCCUCCAGCCUCUCCUCCUCCAUCUUCUCCUCUACCUCCUCCAUCUCCUCCAGCCUCUCCUCCUCCAUCUCCUCCAGCCUCUCCUCCUCCAUCUCCUCCUCUACCUCCUCCAUCCCCUCCAGCCUCUCCUCCUCCAUCUCCUCCAGCUCCUCUUGUACCUCCUCCAUCUCCUCCAGCCUCUCCUCCUCCAUCUUCUCCUCUACCUCCUCCAUCUCCUCCAGCCUCUCCUCCUCCAUCUCCUCCAGCCUCUCCUCCUCCAUCUCCUCCACUACCUCCUCCAUCUCCUCCAGUCUCUCCUCCUCCAUCUCCUCCUCUACCUCCUCCUGUAUCUCCUCCUCUACCUCCUCCAUCUCCUCCAGCUCCUCUUGUACCUCCUCCAUCUCCUCCAGCCUCUCCUCCUCAAGCGUCGCCUCUAACUCCUCCAUCUCCUCCAGCCUCUCCUCCUCCAUCUCCUCCAGCCUCUCCUCCUCUACCUCCUCCAGCCUCUCCUCCUCCAUCUCCUCCAGCCUCACCUCCUCCAUCUCCUCCAGCCUCUCCUCCUCUACCU
Messenger RNA from Cheilinus undulatus (humphead wrasse), 786 nucleotides. Its product is annotated as vegetative cell wall protein gp1-like. The transcript has a single exon. NCBI's taxonomy places the organism in Eukaryota, Metazoa, Chordata, Actinopteri, Labriformes, Labridae. The record is from RefSeq and is a predicted model, not a curated record. The annotation marks the transcript as partial.